UUCCAGAACUGUAACGAGAUUAUUAAACGCACAAACGAUUGGUAGUAGGAAAUUAUGGAGAUGAUUCUGUUCAUAUAUUAUCCACUUGGCGACAGUGUGUUGUAAUUUCCUCGUAAUUUUAUGAACUAAUUGAUCACUUUUUAAGGAUGGACGAUUGUGCUACAAAAAAAUAUUCUGACAAAUAUAAAACAUAAACCAAAAGGAACCAAAUAAACCAAAAAAAUUUAUUAACUAAUUGAUUAGUAGACUUUUUAAAUAUGGAUGAAUAUUGUGCCCCACAAUGGACAGACUUUACGUGCAGUCCGCAAUUGCCAUCCGAUAGUUUUUUUGAUGUACAUAUUGAAUAUGAAGCACAUAAACCUUUGAUGCAAUUAAAGUCUAACUUGAAAUCCAAUUUAUCUGUAUUUCACAAGAAUAAUAGUAUAGAUAAAUCAACAAAUACAAAAACACAUUUCGAUGAUAGCUUAGAACUUGUACAAAAUGCUAAAGAUAACAUAACAUAUUCCAUACCACAUAAUAAUAAAAAGCAUUCUGUGAAGACAAAGACUGAGAAUAGUUUAAGCAAAGUUAAAGACAAAACUAAAAUGUAUAAAGACAAACAAUCACAGCCUGAAGUACUCAUGUGCCAAUAUCGCAAGCAACGUGUAGUAAAGACUCAUCCAAUUUCUCCACCAUUGAGAAGUGUGCAGAGAGUAGGACGUACUAAUAAUUUAGGUAAAGAGGAACGUGAAGCCUUACAACUUGAAGACAUGAGGAAACAUAAAAUAAAAGCAAAUCCUGUACCACUUAACAUACUCAAAGCUCCAUCCACUUUAAAGAAAAUAGCAAAAAAACCACUUAUCAUUCCAGAAAAAUCUUGUUCAGAAAUAAAUACAACACAACAUUCUAUAAACAAUAACGUAAAAUGUGCGGAGAAAAAAUUGGAAAAACUAAAGAAUUUACAGAUUCAAGAUAGCAAUAAAAUAAAAGUCGAAUUUCAUGCAAGACCCGUACCAAAAUUUUUAAAAUUGACAAAACCGAUUGAAAAACAAUCAAGAACAAUUGAAGAACAAACUGUGAAGAAACGAACAGUAGUUUCGCAUCCGUUUAGUUUUGCAGAAAGGGACGAACGUCUUGCUCAAAAGAAAAAAGAAUUUGUUAAGCAAAUGCAAGAAAAUGAUAAAACGAUAAAAGUAUUUCGUGCCAAUCCUGUACCAAAUUUUAAGAAAGUCAAAAUACCAAAUGUAAAGAAUACUGUUAAAUCAGUUACAACCAAACAAAUAAAAAGUUGCAACAAUCAGGAGAAUAAACAGCCAAAUAUUCGCGUUCCUCUAAUUGAUACAAAAAGGAAACCGGCAAUGCAGAAUAUUGUAAAGAAUAUUAAAAAGAAGGAACACGCUUCUUAA
Colletes gigas is the source of this 1385-nucleotide messenger RNA. Its product is annotated as targeting protein for Xklp2 homolog. The record is from RefSeq and is a predicted model, not a curated record. The coding region runs from base 258 to 1385 and encodes 375 amino acids. NCBI's taxonomy places the organism in Eukaryota, Metazoa, Arthropoda, Insecta, Hymenoptera, Colletidae. The transcript is spliced from 3 exons.